This is a messenger RNA of Schistocerca gregaria, 2534 nucleotides long. RefSeq lists its product as uncharacterized. Gene Ontology annotation, biological process: chromatin remodeling; regulation of transcription by RNA polymerase II. Lineage: Eukaryota; Metazoa; Arthropoda; Insecta; Orthoptera; Acrididae. The record is from RefSeq and is a predicted model, not a curated record. Gene Ontology annotation, cellular component: nucleus. The transcript is spliced from 4 exons. Bases 106 to 2109 code for a protein of 667 amino acids. Gene Ontology annotation, molecular function: zinc ion binding; protein binding; transcription coactivator activity.
UGCAUAUUGCGCAUAACCCUCACGUAGGGGAAUUUACAGCUGACUUCAUCUACAGAUUAUUAGGUGAUGAACAUUUAUUUGAAUUGACUGCGUCCCUUUUGAACUAUGAAUGAUUACAAGGGAAAGGCUGAAAAAAAAAAAGAAGUUCCUGUGAUUUGGACAGAGCUUCAAUACAAAUGUGACUACUGCAAUAAAGAUAUUUCCAAUACGAUUCGUAUUCGAUGCACUGAAUGCACGGAUGAACUCGACCUCUGUCUUGAGUGUUUCUGUGUUGGCGUUGAAAUCAAGUCUAAGUCUCAUUACAACAACCACUGCUUCCGCCUGAUCGACAACAUGCAAUUCCCGUUGUUUGAUCGGAGCUGGAGUGUUGAUGAGGAGCAAUUGAUGCUAGAAGGCCUCGAUCAAGACGGCUGGGCGAAUUGGGAGGAUGUUUCUGGCAAUAUCAUGACUAAAACCAAGAACGAAAUUCGAGCACACUAUACAGAAUAUUAUUUGAAUAGCCCUAAAUGGCCACUGCCAGACUUUGAUAAGAAAUUGGUGACACGUGACGACGUAAAGCGCAUCAACUUCAAUCCAGCGCUUUUGGAUACGAUCUCGCCUCGAGAACGCGGUAUUCACCGAAAGAGCACGAAAGUGGUUUAUAACAAGCCACAACCAUCUAAACCGGUGCACCACGACCUUGCGAAUUACAUGCCCCUGCGCGGAGAAUUUGAGGUUGAAUGGAAUAACGAUGCAGAACAUAUCAUCAAAGAUAUCAUGUUCGAGCCCGACGAACCCCCUAAUGAGACUGAAAUCAAACUCAAACUACUCGAAAUUUACUGCAUACGCUUAAACGAGCGCGAUGAGAAGCGACAAUUCGUGCUAGAGAGGAACCUGCAUGAUAUUAAAAAGAUGAAAGAACUGGAAAAGAAGCGGUCUAAAGAAGAACGGGAAAUUCGGAUGCAAACUAGAAAAUUCAAUUCAAUUAUGAGUGAAAAUGAAUACGAACGGUUUGUGGAAAAUUUAGUGGCCGAAGCAAAUUUAAAGCAGAAAAUCAAAGAGUUCAACGAAUAUCGACUCAUGGGAAUGCGAUCAAUGGCCGACAUCUACAAGCACAAAGCAGAGCUAGCGCAAAAUGAAGCGAGCACCCUUCGAAGAGGAAGGCCGGUUUCUUCUAGCAGAAGAAAUAUGCAUCAGAAUUCGUCGUCUUCCUUUAAAAAUAACUUUUCAUUUCAGAUGUCUUCAAACGCUCCGGACUUAAUGCAGCUCGGAACCACCACUCUCAGAAGUAAAACGGAAUUACUGAGCCAACUGGAGAAAGAUCUAAUCGCUUACUUGAGCAUAAAGUCUGAAACUUAUUUGUCAAUCAAAAACAUGCUCAUCAGAGAGUACACUAAGUCCGGCGAAAUUCACAAAUCCCAAUUGAGACAAAUUGGCGAUCCGCGCGAGGUUCGAGUGGCGGAAAUUGUGUUCGACUUUAUACAAGAGAUUGGCUGGAUCAACGUUCGGCCGACCGCAAACCAAUUCAACAUCCUGAAAAACGCAAGUCAGGCGGUCUGUAACAACUUCAACCCUUCAGAAAGUAAUAACAACACAAACACCGCAAAUAUCACAAAUAAUAAUACCCCAAAUAAUGUCACCCAAAAUAACGUCACAAAUGCCACAACUAAUAAUAUAAAUAAUGCUGUAAAUAACGCUAUAAAUAACGCUAUAAAUAACGCUGCAAGCAGCGCUACGAACAACGUUACGAACAACGCUACGAAUAAUGCUACGAAUGGCAAUGUAAAAAUUGUUAUAUACCAUGGCAACCCCCAUUCUCCGGCUAGCCACUCUAAUUCAAACAGUAACCAAGCCGCGUCCCCAAAUUACCAAAGUGUGAACAAUCAUCACCUUGUCAGUAAUAACCCCAUGUACACAAGUAGCAAUAGCACUCUGCCCGGUAAUGGCUACCCCCUUUCCAGUCGUAUAAAUCCCUUCUUGAAUCCCUCCCCUAUGGUAUCUAAAAUACCUAACAGCGGCGGCGGCAGCGUCUGCAAUCCAAACAGCAGCUAUGGCAAUCCCCAGGAAGCUUUCAAUUCGGGCAAUGUGUUGGCACGUAGCAAGCCCCGCACCCCCCCUCACAUGACAUAGCCACCAUACGCUUAGAGGGCCGCGUCUCUCAACCGGGCCCGAGCCCCUGUAUUUGUAAGAAGAAUGCUCUUUUGCAUGCGUACUACAGCGCCGUAGCCCUUUUGUCCCCCUCAUCCUCUAGAAGCCGAGUAAUAGAAAUCUCUGUAGAUCUCUGCGUGACACGCAGCCCGCAUUUUGCUUUCUCUUCGAUGCGGCUCGACAGCUGAAUUCCGAUAGGAAAGAAUGUCUGCGUCUAAACGCUCUGCUGCAAUUUGGAAAUUCAUGCCAGUUAAUUAUUGCUAGGUAAUAGAAACAAAUCUGUGUGGAUAAUACAUACGCACUGAGUGUAUCUGAAAAGCUUGCUUUUUUGUCUUGAGUUGAUAAAAGGGCUUCGUUCUGUAUCAAUAAACUCCUGCGUCUUGAAGAGGGUGGUGACGACAUUCAUU